GCAAGGUAAUCGUGUCAAGUUCUCAACACAUGGAUAGCAUCCUCGUCUUCGUCGCGAGAAGGGAAUGCGCAUGGAGGAGGGGUAGACACUGCGGAUUCACCGGCAUCGAAUGAGAAAUCCACUACCCCAUCAACAUCUAGGUCAAUCACAAGCGAAUCAGUCCUCGCUCCCGACUCUCGAACGAGGCCCUUUGGACGAGAACGGCAGCAAUCACCCUUCUAAGAGGACUUCAGCACCACUAAGAUUACUUCCGGCCCAGGUCCUUGGAACACCCAAACAAGCGAAACGAAUAGGGAAUCGGCUAGCUAAGGAGCGACAAUCCAUCGAGUCCAGACUGCAAGCGAAGCUAUUGCGCGAAUGGAGCCAUGGCCACGAAAAGGAAGAGGAAGUCAAACGUGCGUGGCUGUAUUACAGCGAACCGAAAAGAAGAGGAAUUUUACAUAUAGCUCAGCAUUGUGCAUCGCAGAGCGGCCAGCUCUUAGUCAUUUCAUUGACCUCCUCGCACGUCAGACACCGGUAUCCCCUACUCCCAAAUAUAGCAGAUUUCCUAACAGCGUGA
Molecule: messenger RNA, 559 nt
Organism: Cantharellus anzutake
Lineage: Eukaryota; Fungi; Basidiomycota; Agaricomycetes; Cantharellales; Hydnaceae
Exons: 4
Coding region: 110-559 (149 amino acids)
Source: RefSeq, a predicted model, not a curated record